Molecule: messenger RNA, 429 nt
Organism: Homalodisca vitripennis (glassy-winged sharpshooter)
Lineage: Eukaryota; Metazoa; Arthropoda; Insecta; Hemiptera; Cicadellidae
Product: piggyBac transposable element-derived protein 4-like
Exons: 1
Coding region: 1-429 (142 amino acids)
Source: RefSeq, a predicted model, not a curated record
AUGCUAGUUGACCACUUCAACAAAAAGAUGGAUGAUGUUUACUAUCCAGGCAAAGAACUUUCUUUGGAUGAGGCUAUGGUUUUGUGGCGCGGUCGGUUGAUUUUCCGACAGUACAUCAAAGGAAAGCGCCACAAGUAUGGCAUCAAACUGUACACUCUUUGUGAACCUGGUGGUCUCAUACUUCGUUUUCUUGUCUACUCAGGAUCUCUCAGUGACUUAGGUGGGAAAGGUCAUGCCACAAAGGUAGUACUACAUCUUAUGAGAGGGAAGCUCAACCAUGGUCACUCGUUGUACAUGGAUAAUUUUUACAAUAGCUUUCCUUUGGCCUACCAACUGCUUAGGAAGAAGACGUAUUGUACUGGCACACUUAGAGCAGACAGAAAGUACCUGCCAGAUGAGGUAAAAUCAGCCAAAGUAAAAAAAAGGUGA